Molecule: messenger RNA, 1977 nt
Organism: Pygoscelis adeliae (Adelie penguin)
Lineage: Eukaryota; Metazoa; Chordata; Aves; Sphenisciformes; Spheniscidae
Gene: PPTC7
Product: PTC7 protein phosphatase homolog (S. cerevisiae)
Exons: 6
Source: RefSeq, a predicted model, not a curated record
GUCCUGGGCGGCCUCUCCCAGACGGACUCCCGUGACUACAGCUUGGUGACAGCCAGCUGUGGCUUUGGCAAGGAUUUCCGCAAGGGCAUCCUCAAGAAAGGCAUGUGCUACGGGGAUGACGCCUGCUUCGUGGCCCGGCACCGGUCGGCAGAUGUGCUGGGGGUAGCAGAUGGUGUAGGUGGCUGGAGAGACUAUGGGGUUGACCCUUCUCAGUUCUCAGGGACUCUUAUGCGAACAUGUGAACGUUUAGUAAAAGAAGGACGGUUCGUACCAAGCAAUCCUGUUGGGAUUCUCACCACAGGUUAUUGUGAGCUGCUGCAGAACAAAGUACCUUUGCUUGGAAGCAGUACAGCUUGUAUAGUAGUUCUGGACAGAACAAGUCAUCGUUUACAUACAGCCAACUUGGGAGACUCUGGAUUUUUGGUAGUCAGAGGAGGAGAAGUAGUACAUCGAUCUGAUGAGCAGCAGCAUUACUUCAACACUCCAUUCCAACUGUCAAUAGCUCCACCAGAAGCAGAAGGAGUUGUCUUAAGUGACAGCCCUGAUGCUGCUGACAGUACUUCUUUUGAUGUCCAACUUGGAGACAUUAUUUUGACUGCAACAGACGGACUGUUUGACAACAUGCCUGACUACAUGAUUCUGCAGGAGUUAAAAAAGCUGAAGAACUCCAACUAUGAGAGUAUACAGCAGACUGCAAGAAGCAUUGCUGAGCAAGCUCACGAGCUGGCAUAUGAUCCCACUUACAUGUCGCCGUUUGCACAGUUUGCAUGUGACAAUGGAUUGAAUGUGAGAGGGGGAAAACCAGAUGACAUCACCGUCCUUCUUUCUAUUGUGGCCGAGUAUACAGACUGAUCUGCCCGGAGCGUCAGCUUCUGACGUUUUUGUUAGCCCCGAGCUCCUAGCUUCACGCGUACGGUUUCCUGCUGGCAGGAUUGCUUUCUUCCUUCGCAGCUGAUCUCAGCAGCCGGUUCUCGAGCUCGUUGCCUGUCUUGAGACGCAACUGAAGUCCUUGUUAAGAACCACUCUCGUAGUACACUGGUCUUUGUCUGCCAGCAAGAAAUGAAGAAGCUCAAGGCUUGAAGCGUGUCUUUCAGAGCUUAGUCAUUGUCCUUAAAAGGGGGAGGAUCAAUCCCACAUCGUUACUGCGUUCGAAACGUGACUUACUUUCAAAGGGGUAGAAUUGGUUUAUCAUCUUUCAAACUAGAUUCAAUAGCUAGAACCUCUCUAAGAGGGCGUAUUACUCUAUUUACUAGAAACAUUCACUAUUCAUUAAAGGGUAUGUUACAGAACACAGUUUCAUAAGCAUAGUCUUGUAACAGUGAUAGCUGAGGUUUCGUGUUUCUAAGCUCCAGUUUUCAGGAGAUUUAUAACUGCUGUAAACAUUCUGCUCUUGCCAUACAUGGUGUCAGCCUAGGAGCCUUUUCUAGUACGAAAUUUCAAAAAACAUACUUAGUUCAAGUUAUAUGGAUGCAAAUGUGUUUUGUGAUUUCAGGUGCUUAACUGUGAUCUUAAAAGUUCUGCAGAUCAUUCGUCCGUAAUGGGCCCGGUAUCUGGAUGUUUUGGCUGUGGAUAAUGCUGGGGGUUUUUUGUUUUCUUCUGUUUUUUUAACAAAAAUCUUAACUCAGUCUCAAAAAGCCGAGCUGGCCGAAGUUGAGGUCCUUUCAGCAUUGUAACCCAUCUCACCAGCGCGGGGUGAUGCGGCAUAAAUGCUACAGUGGGAAGUUGCACAAAGAACAGAUCAUCCCCAACUCCGAACGUCUUCGCUUUUGGUAGAUAAUUCUGUUGUUAACGAAACAUAAUUUGUGUUGACAACUGCCAUUCUCGCUUGUGUAGAACGGAAUGUGCUGCACCGGUUUCAGUCCAGUUGACCCUUACCUUUCUGAUUCUCAAACAAGCACCUCUUUCUUGGGCUGUGGCAGCAGCAGUAAGUACAUAAAUGGAAACUCUUAUGAAUAAUCAGCAAAACUUACAUUUCAG